Molecule: messenger RNA, 1846 nt
Organism: Linepithema humile (Argentine ant)
Lineage: Eukaryota; Metazoa; Arthropoda; Insecta; Hymenoptera; Formicidae
Source: RefSeq, a predicted model, not a curated record
UUUGGAGCUCUUUCACACACUUGUUAUUAUAUCUCGCUAACAAAAAACAGAACCAAUCAGAACCAAAGCAAGAAACACAUGUAAACGAGAGCGCUGCGAAUGAAACCACACACAAUACGCCAACGAUAAUAAAUGCACAACCAACAGAAACACACGCACAACUUACACAAGCCGUACCCAUAGUCUAUUCGUUUCGAGAUUUACGGGCUAAAUUAGAUGGAAGUGAACAAAUCCCUUAGUAAAGUACUAUCGGUAUUUGUUACUUAAGGGGGGUGGUGUGAUGUCCCGACAAUGGUAAAAUUCAAAAAACAGAACAUUAUUAAAGAGAUCUGUACAAGUCCAUCUAAAAAUUCAUCCAAAGAGCAAGAUUGAAGUUAUGAUUAGUGUUAACUGUAUUAUUAGUUAUAAAAAUAUUAAUUAUACUAUAGCUAUAAGAAUACUGCAUAAUUGAACAAUGCAUUGAACAAAUAAGUGAAGAGAUAAGAAUAAAAUAAGCAAAGGUUACCAGACACCCAUCUUAUCCGUCGGCUAUCUUCUAUAAACGAAAACGAGCUGCAUAUCAACUUCCAGCCAAACGAUAUUCCAACGUAUCAAGAAGCCGAUGUGACGAUUAAAAAUCUAUGCGAUACUCUCGAGGGCCUACUCCCCACCACAAGAGGACCAACGUACAUCAUCGCUCGUGAGACAGUUCUCUUCCAGCAGACUCACUGUUAGGUCAUAUUAAGUUCUACAUACUAUUUUUCUCUGCAUUGUUCAGUUGAAAACACUGAGUUAUUUGGUUUAUAUUUAGCAGUGUAAUAUCUGCAUUAUUAAGACGUAUCUAUAAGGCUUUGUUCCUAAUUAAAAUUAGCAACCGAAACUAUCUAUAAGCCGCCAAAAUGAAAGCGACGGGGAGUGCGACUUGUUUCUCCGCUGCUUUGCUCUUGAUAGCCGUUUUCGGAACGACGAUUGCUCGCAGCGAUCCGGAACCCAUGGCUAGACCGACCAGGCCGAAGGAGAUCGUCAGCCCUGAACAACUGAAAACAUAUCUCAAUCGGGUUUUUUCUUAUUCCCAAUCCGCGAUGGGAAGAUAUGGCAAACGAGGUGACAUCGCACCGAUGUCAGAAUUGGGCUCUACUUGGGAAACCCUGAGAAUGAUUCUGGAUGCGCAGUGGCGCAAUGAACAACGAAAGCAGGAGAAGAUGAGGCAAAACAAAGAGCAAGUUCUGUGUCGCAACUUUCAGAGCGCGGACGCCGACAAGCAUACUUCGCACGUUGCUAUCCGACCUGGCUCUUUUCCGGACGUAAUCGGCAAAUACUACGAUGAUGUACAAUAAAUAACCCCGUAGCGUUCUCUCCUAAAUCUCCUCUCCCUCGACAGUGAAAUAUACGCAGUCCUCCACCGUCCCAACGUUUAUGGGAAAUCAUAACACCUAUCGAUGUUAAAUUGACUUCUCGCUUUUUUUUCUUUGUCGUGGAAUAUCUCGUCCAAGAUAAUUGCGUGAUGUGAAAUAUGUCUGAUGAUGACGAAGGCGCAGAAGGAUGAUAAAAUAACGCGAAGUAAUUUCUCGUCGAGAUAUAUAAUAACAUUCAAAUCGGAAUUCAAUCAAUGAGAUUCGAAUCCUACGAAUUAUACGAUACGGGUUUAUGUAGCGUGAUUGUAAUCCUGUUUAUAUUCUAUGUAUAAAUUUGUUUUGUUAACGAUAUUUAAGAAGCAUAAUAAAAUUAAACUGAACUUGGAUGUUUAUAAACGAAUAUAAUUGGGAGAUAACUGCCGUCCGUUCAUCAGAAGUGUGUUUUAAUAAAAACGUGCAUAAAGUUGGCUAAUAUAUUGAUUUUGUCAAAUCCAUUAUAUAAUCAAAUAAAA